This is a messenger RNA of Oryzias melastigma (Indian medaka), 2621 nucleotides long. RefSeq names its product nucleolysin TIA-1. The coding region runs from base 214 to 1374 and encodes 386 amino acids. Lineage: Eukaryota; Metazoa; Chordata; Actinopteri; Beloniformes; Adrianichthyidae. The record is from RefSeq and is a predicted model, not a curated record. Gene Ontology annotation, molecular function: mRNA binding. The transcript is spliced from 12 exons. Gene Ontology annotation, cellular component: cytosol.
CUGAACCCUUGCGCAUGCGUGUUUGGAGUCGGCCCCCGGUCGCUACGCCAUCUUUGUCGGCUGCCCCAUUGUUCACUCAGAAACUACCAGCGGUGUUAAAAUCCCUUCUAUUUCUGCUGAAAACAGACCCACGGCGUCACCGACUGCUGCCCGCGACAACCGUGGAUUUCCUCUCAGGGUCGCAGCUUGUUUUCGGCCGACAAGUGUGACACAAUGGACGACGAGCAGCCCAAAACCCUGUACGUUGGGAAUCUGUCCCGGGAUGUGACAGAAGCCCUCAUCUUGGAGUUGUUUGGCCAGAUCGGACCCUGCAAAAGCUGUAAAAUGAUUGUAGAUACAGCAGGUCACGACCCGUACUGCUUUGUGGAGUUCUAUGAACAUAGACACGCCACUGCCACAAUUGCAGCCAUGAACGGUCGGAAAAUAUUGGGUAAGGAGGUGAAGGUCAACUGGGCCACGACGCCGACGAGCCAGAAGAAAGACACGAGCAGUCACUUCCAUGUUUUCGUGGGAGACCUCAGUCCUGAAAUAACCACAGACGACAUAAAAGCCGCUUUUGCUCCGUUUGGCAAAAUAUCGGAUUGUCGGGUGGUGAAAGACAUGGCUACGGGUAAAUCUAAAGGUUACGGCUUUGUCUCCUUCUUUAACAAAUGGGAUGCAGAAAAUGCCAUCCAGCAGAUGGGGGGACAGUGGCUGGGAGGACGACAGAUCAGGACCAACUGGGCGACAAGGAAGCCCGCCCCAAAAACCACAAACGAAUCUUCAAGUUCAAAGCAGUUGUCCUUCGAUGAGGUGGUGAACCAGUCCAGCCCGAGCAACUGCACCGUCUACUGCGGGGGGGUCACAACCGGCCUCACGGAACAAAUUAUGCGUCAGACCUUUUCGCCUUUCGGUCAAAUAAUGGAAAUUCGCGUUUUCCCGGAGAAAGGAUACUCGUUUGUGAGAUUCAACUCUCAUGAGGCAGCCGCUCACGCCAUCGUUUCCGUCAACGGCACGUCCAUAGAGGGCUACGUGGUGAAGUGUUACUGGGGCAAAGAGACGACAGACAUGGUCCAGGGCCCCAUCCAGCAGGUACCCAUGGCACAGCAGAACACGCUGGGCUUCGCAGCGCAGCCCUACAACCAGUGGGGGCAGUGGUACGGCAACACGCAGCAGAUCGGGCAGUACGUGCCCAACGGGUGGCAGGUGCCGAGCUACGGCGUCUACGGACAGACCUGGGAUCAGCAGGGCUACAAUCAUUUACACGCUGGAGCCGGAUGGACGGGAAUGGGCGCCAUCAGCAACGGCGGCAUGGUGGAGCCCGGGCAGGGCGUCAACGGGACGGUGCUAACCAACCAGGCCGGCAUGAGCACUGCCGGCUACCCCACCCACUGAUCAUAGCCGCCGCCCCCUGUUAGCGUCCAAAGGAGGAGGAUACUCUGCCGUCGAAGGAGCGCAUCAGAUGUGCUCGGACUGUCACAUCACAAAAAUUACUGUUAGUGAAGCUGGUACGCCAUUCUCCUGAUUCUACCAGCCCCGAGUCUCACCCACUGCCCGACUCUGCAAGUGUAAAGAUACAGAUUCUCACUCUGACACUGUUAAAGCUCCUGCUAAUCCACCUUGCAUUCCUGGGCCCAUUUUAGUUUCUUUUCUUUGGAGUAUAAACUGGCCAAAAUGUAAAUUAAACGACGUGUCAAGCGAUUUCUAGUUCAGUUCAAAGAGGAAAAAAAGAAAGUAAACCUUUGUUAAAAACAGCUUUGUUUUCAGCCCCUCAGAGCCAAAGAGCACGGGCGAAAUUUUAUACUGAUAUUUAACAAUCAAACCGAUGAAAGAGGCAGAGUUUUGCCGCUCGAUAGUCCACAGUUUUAAGCGACGCGCCGACCGUUAUCUUCCUCCCCCGCGCCGGAGCCGCCAGCCUCACUGUUCUGUCCGCCGGUUUCCAUAGCAACACGAGUCCCAGCCAGUUCUCAGGGUCUUGUGGAGUCGUUCUGUGAAGGGUUGAGGAGGCGGGGGGAAAAGUGGGCGUGUCCUCGUCAUCUCCGGAACCGGACUGAACCGACGGAGAUCUGUGGAUUAAAGGGUGUGUUUGCUUCUGUGUGUGCAUGAACUGAUGCUUUUACUCACCAAGACGACGUCCUGGUCCACGUCUCCUCAAUCCAAAAGGACUAUGCCAUUCUUUCUUUUUUUUUUUUUUUUUUUGCUACCUAUAUGAUAGAGAACAUGUGUUUUAAUUUUUUUUGUUUUGGGGCAACUUAAAAUGCUGAAAUUGUACAAAGAGCUUUGGCGUUUCCUGUUUCAUUUCAGGACUGGAGCAAAAUCUGCGAAACCAACGAAUCAUGCCGGACCGUGUCGAGUUUGUUUGUGAAAGAGGCUGCCAACUUCUUCUUUUUUAAAUUCGUAUAUAUCUCAAAUAAAUACGAUUGCAGGGAUUACUGCCAGUCAUCAAACCAAGAGGCAGACAAAUGUUGCACAUAUACUAAAGGCUGUCUUUACAAAAUUUGAAAUGCGAAAACUUAUUUUUUUUUCUUUUUUUUGCAUUCCACUUUAUUUGUGAUUUUACUCGGGAACCUGUCUUAUGUAAAUAACCCAAGCGGUCUGUCACAAUGUACUAAAUCUGUAUAAAGACAUGUUCAUGAAGAAAA